This is a messenger RNA of Penicillium verhagenii, 879 nucleotides long. RefSeq names its product O-methyltransferase. The transcript is spliced from 2 exons. Gene Ontology annotation, molecular function: O-methyltransferase activity. Bases 1 to 879 code for a protein of 292 amino acids. The record is from RefSeq and is a predicted model, not a curated record. NCBI's taxonomy places the organism in Eukaryota, Fungi, Ascomycota, Eurotiomycetes, Eurotiales, Aspergillaceae.
AUGAGGCUUCUUAACGGAAACCGUCUCUUUACUGAGACCGGUAAAGAUAAAUACAAGCCCCAGCCCUUGGCGCUUGCCUUCGCAACCGGCGCCUCACCUAGCGAGGUGAUCAAAAACUUUCACAUGAAUCUACGGGCUACAGCAUGUGUGCCCGAAUUUCUGGAAGCUAGAGGGUACAAGACCCCGGAUGACGCCUACGAUACCCCCUUCCAGAGUGCUUUUGAUACUAAACUGCACCAUUUCGAAUGGCUGGCGCAGAACCCUGAGUAUCAGCACGCCUUUAAUACUGUCAUGGAACACGGUAACCGAACGGUAGAAGGGGAGCAGUGGUACGAUUUCUACCCCUGGGAAGAACGACUAGGCAGUGACGCAGACCGCGUGCUUCUGGUUGAUAUUGGCGGUGGCAAAGGUCAUGACCUUACCCGCUUCAAGGAAAAGAAGAAUCCCACUGGUCGUCUUAUCGUGCAGGACCUACCCGAGGUUAUUCAGGAUAUCCAGGCCCCGCUCACCGGGAUCGACGCCCAGGGCUAUAGCAUGUUUGACCCGCAGCCCGUCCGUGGCGCUAAGGCCUACUAUAUGCGUACUGUACUGCAUGACUGGCCUGAUAAGCAGGCUCUACGGGCCCUACAACGUAUUCGGGAAGCGAUGGCUGAGGAUUCUGUGCUGCUGAUUAAUGAGAAUACUGUGCCUGAGACUGGUGUUCCCCGCUUCAGUGCCAGCGUUGAUCUUCUUAUGAUGACUAUGUUUUCGUCCCUGGAGCGGACGGACAAGCAGUGGUUUAGUCUUUUGGAGCGUGCUCAGUUCAAGGUUCUUAAGGUGUGGCGAGCGGAUAACCAGGGAGUGGGAGCUAAUGCAUUGUUUGAGGCUGUUCCUGUCUAG